AAAACAUUAUUAAAAUCCAAUUCUCACAGCACACUAGUUUUUCUCGAGAAACAGACAGUGUUUGAGAAUUCAGGACACUCAUACCAAACAAUCUCUCAUUUCCUAAUUUCCCUCAAAACCCUAAUCAAAAUUCACAUUCAUCUUUCACUUUUGGUAGUAUCAGAAUGAUCGUUGAUGCUACCACUCACCGUGACGAUGCAGACCUCUGCAAUGCCCGCCACCGCACCACCACCACCUCCCCCCACUUCUCUCAUCACUAGACCCCCUCCACCACCGCCACCACCUUCCUCCGCCGCCGCCACUCCUUCGCCGCUCUCUCUCGGUCCUGUUCCGCCACCGUCAGCGGCGGUGGCCAUUGAUCACCAUGCGAAUCCCUCCUGCGAGCCUGUGGCGGCGCCGCCGCUGGCUAGAGUUAGGCUUGCUGAUAUGGUGGCAUAUGAUGGGACGCUUACUCGGACCUAUGUGAAGGCGGUGGAGGCGUUGUCUGGGUCGUUGAUGAGGCAUAACGCGGCGAUUAUUGAGCUGGGAAGUGAAGAUGCUGCUUUGAUGAGAUGUGGGUUGGAGGCUGCUAGGUUGUAUUUUAGGACUAGGGCUCAGAAUUCUGGAAAGGGUAGUCGAGGUGUCUACAUUUACAGGGCUGGAAGCUCUUGUGACAGGGCUUUGGAAGAUUGGGAUUCUUCACCCCCAUGCAUGGCUGAUAUUUUUAGAUGCAUGGGAAAGACUGCUCGUGCUGCUGUGUCUGUAAUAGCGAGGCAUCUUCGUUUGCGAAGCGAUGUUUUUAACCAUUUACUUGAUGAUAAUCCAUUGGCUGCUAAUGAGGCAUCCUCAUCAGUGCUGGUUGCAACUUACUCUACUCUGUCCUGGCUAAGUAGCAAAGGUUCUGUAGGGGGAGGCAAGCCACAACAAAAUGCAGAAGUUGAAAAGGGAUUGUUGACAUUGAUUUCCUCUGACAGUCCUGGUCUUCAGGUUUGUGAUCCCAAUAAUCGUUGGUACCUAGCAGAUGGUGGAUCAGCCCCUGGGGAUCUGUUGCUUCUCACAGGCAGGGCUCUCAGUCAUGCCACUGCUGGCCUUCGCCCUGCAGCGUCCUAUAGAGCUGCUCCUGAUUGUUCUUCUGGCACAGCUAUUGGUGGAAGGACAUCUUUGGCAUUCAGGUUAAUGCCACAGGGCAAUGCUAUACUGGAUUGUUCUCCUAUUGCUGCAGCUGGUCAUGUCAUUCCUCAGAGCUAUGUACCAAUCUCUGUUAGUCAGUUUAUGGAUGAUCUUUCUGCUGAGGAAGAUAUCCCGUGCAACCAUUCUGAAAAUAUUUAUGUAGCUCGAAACAAUUUGAAUAGGGAACUGUCUUUGAGAAGCGUUCUCUCAGAUCCUUUAUCUGGUGCAUUCCUUGAAGAUGCUACGGUUGUAUCAUGUGGACAUUCAUUUGGUGGUCAACUGCUGAGGAAGGUCUUAGAGACCUCAAGGUGUAACCUCUGCAGUGCAGAAAUUGACAGCAGUUCUUUGAUCCCUAACUAUGCUCUGAGAGCUGCGGCUGCAGCUGUAAAGCAUGAGGAUGACAGGAGGCUUUUCCACAAUGCAGCUCUGCGGAAACGCCGCAAAGAGAUGGGUGACCAGAUGCAUAUGGUGAAGAGACAAAACAGGGAAAAUGGGGAUACUGCUGGCGAUGACGUGCUGCAAAAGGGGGUGCAAUAUCCCUUUGCAGUGAAUGAAAAAGUGGUAAUCAAGGGAAAUAGGAGAACACCAGAUAAAUUUGUUGGGAAGGAAGCAAUAAUCACAUCGCAAUGUCUCAAUGGCUGGUAUUUGCUUAAGAUUAUUGGUAGUGGGGAGAGCGUUCGCUUGCAAUACCGCUCUCUUAAGAAGAUAGAUACUCAGCUGCCAGGAGGCUGUUGAUGAGAGAGGCGUUCAAUGCAACAAAUCGUGAAAACCGGAUGAUUAUAUAGAAUUCCUUUUGGUUUUUCACUUUUGUCCGUAGGUUAUACCUAGUGAACCUCACCUUUGUUCGUUUCUUGUUUGAAAUGCGGCAUGAGCUUCUUGUUUGUGUUUAAAAUCUUUAGCAACUAAAGGGAGGAGUGGAGGUUGUUUGUUUGCACUCUCCUAGAGGAGGUUUUUAGAUAGUUGUAAAGAAAAGAGAGAGAGAGAGAAGACUAACGGUUACAUAUCCACUUUUGUUUAUGGUUUUGUUAAGCUAUAAACCACAUAUAUUGAGAUAGGACAGAAGGAACCUUUGAUUAAAGGGGAAAAAAAAGAAACUCUUCAAACAGUUACUAGAUAUUGAGGGCAUUAUUGGAAAAUACAAAAAGCGCAUAAUCACACCAAAUGAGGUGUAUGCUUUAUAUAAUACUAGCGGUGUUUGCACA
Molecule: messenger RNA, 2351 nt
Organism: Camellia sinensis
Lineage: Eukaryota; Viridiplantae; Streptophyta; Magnoliopsida; Ericales; Theaceae
Product: RING/U-box superfamily protein
Biological process (GO): protein ubiquitination
Molecular function (GO): ubiquitin-protein transferase activity
Source: RefSeq, a predicted model, not a curated record